CUGAACUUCGCCUCUAAUCAAAGAAUGGACGCAUAUGUAACACACACACACACACAUACACACACACGCACACACACAUUCAAGCUAAAAGUUUACAGACCGCGCCUAGAUUUGCCCACUAACUUAUUACUCCAAACAGUAAUAAGAUUCAUUCGAUUUUAUUGUUUUAAUAUUUACAUAUUUAUAUCUAUUUUAUUGUCUAUAUAUAUUAUUGUUAGUAUUUUAAAAUCAGGACUUAACUGGUUAAAAAUCAACUCCAAAUGAACCCGGAAGUGCGAAUCAUUUGCAGUUAAUGAUUUAAGGAAGUCCCCGUAAGGAACUCUACUUUCUAAAAUAGCAAGCCAUACCUAGAAAUAUAAUAAUAGUAAUUCCCUUAAUUACAAGAGGUGACGUAUUUACGUAAUAAAGUUCUGAUAUUAAUAUAAAGCCGGCAGAUAAAAGCGUUAGUGGUAUAUGGACAGUCAUAUUAAGAUUUAAUCAAAAAACUGCAUCUCACUAUAAUUACUUGGUAUUUUUGCCGUACUUGUCUAAUGUUAAAGUGUUCCUAAUGCAGACCCCCCAAAAAUUAUAUAAUAAUAAAUAAUAAUAACAUUGAACUGUCACCCUACAGUUUAAAUCUCUCCCUCUGUUUAGUUGUGCUGUUAUCCACUUCUGGUUUAAAUUGUCUAAAUAUUUACAAUUGUGAGCUAGAGUUGAUCAAGUUCAGUUCAGACUCAGUGAAAACACUGAAAUGCUCCUUUACUAUAGCACUUGAAGCAGACGCCAACUUCAGCUAUAUCCAGAUAGCUACAGAACAGCUACCCUUAGCAAAAACAAACACUUCUCUCCUCCUUACAGCAAACAUAGAAAAAAAAAACAGUCUAUCAUUGUGCUCAAGACGAAUGAGACACAUUUCAUAUUCAUUGUGUGUAUUAAGUUUGCAGCUGCACCUGCUUUUUGCAGCAAGAAGGUUGUGGGUUUGAAUCCCUGCCAUGGUGUUUAUGCAUAAGUGAGUUCUCUCUGGGUACUCUACCAAACGCAUGACUGUUAGGGUAAAUUCUCCAAUUUAAAAUUGCACUUAUAUGUGUGUGUAUGAGUGUGUGUCUGCGUGGCACUGUGAUGGACUGACGACCUGUCCAGUGUGUCUCACCCAGUGACCCUGCCUCUCGCCUAAUGACUGGUAGAGGGAGACACCCGCACCUCCCCCCCCAGCAAGAAUCCGCAAGGAUCCAUGUUCAGAGACAAUGGGAGGAUGGAUGGAGUUUGCAUCUCUUUAAAAAAAAAAAAUCUUAACUGUUAUUAUUAAUUAUACUAAUGUCUGACAACAGUGAUGUUUGAAAUGUCUAGGAUGUCAUUCUAGAUUUUUUUUUUUUAAAUGUAAUUCUUACGAGUAGAAGCUCUGAUCUCAAAUGCCUUUAUUACGAUUAUUGGCACAUAUUAUUUUAGAUAUCUAAUAUUGACAUCAGUAAUUAGGCUAAUGUCAACAGUGAAAGUUAGGUUAUGGAUAGGAAGUGUUGUAGAUUUCUAAGAAUAGAAUUCAGAAAACGUAAUUUCACAUAUGUUAUCACUUUUUGCAAAUAUUGUUGAUAUAACUUAGGACAUUGGAACCUCUACUAGCAGCGCUAUGUCUGCUAUACGUAUUCUUGAUUAUUUAAGAGUAACUUUCAUAUACUGGUUUAUUAACGAGUAGCAACAUUUAUGUUUGGGAUACCUGAAAUGUUGAUUGUUUGUAGGUUGAAUGUCUUUCUAAAUGUCUGAAGAUUCAUUUUUGUAGAUUGGAUUCAUGGAAAUCCUCCAAUAUCCCACCUGUGUGUCUAUUAAAUGUUAAAAGGGUUUGCCACGGCCAGUGUUUGAUGCCUCAUCUUCCUUAAUAAAGGUGCGCGACGUCAGAGCAGCAGCGUGGAGGUGUGUGUGUGUGUAUGUAUGUUAGAGAGAGAGACAGACAGAGAGAGAGAGAGAGAGAGAGAGAGAGAGAAUGGGAGGAGACCUGCGCGCACAAUGCGCAUGUGCAGACGGUGAGAUCUGUGCUGCGGUGGAGCAGGGACUGGACACACACCGCUAGAGAGAUGGCGCGGCACCCGACAGGAGCGCAAGGACAGCUGGUUGGCGACGGGGGGGCUUGAAUCACAAACAAGAAGAAAAAUAUAUGAUUAUAAAAGAGAAAAAAAAAGGCAAAAAAGAGAGAGAAAAUGAUAAAUACAAGAAUAUUUAUAUAUAUAUUUAAAGAAGAAAAAUAACAGAUUUUGAAGAGACAUUUCAUUCCUGGAGAGCGGCGGCAGAGAGGUAUAGGAGAAUAAUCGAAUAUUGCAACACAGAGAGGAGGCUGCUGCAAGGAGGACACCAAAAAGCAACAAAAGCAAACUGAACUUUACUGGACGCGUGGACUUCCCGGACGUCGGCUUACGGCAGUAGGUCAGAUAGAUGGUUUGUCCACAGCGCUGCCCGGAUCAUGAACGCGCAGCUGUCGAUGGAGAACAUAGGCGACCUGCACGGAGUGAGCCAUGAGUCCGUCGCCGGCCACGGAGAGCUGCUGAGCGGCCACAGUCCGCACUCCCGCCCGAGCCCGCGGGGUCUGGGCCACCGCGCUAUGGGCAUGGCCACCCUACUGGACAGCGGAGACUAUCACCCAGGCCACCCGGGACACCUGCAUCCAGCCAUCAGCAUGUGCGAAGCCCCCCACGGCAUGAGCGCGAGCACCACUUACACCACCCUGACCCCCCUGCAGCCCUUACCCCCCAUCUCCACCGUGUCCGACAAGUUUCCCCCCCAUCACCACCACCACCACCACCACCACCAUCCCCACCAUCCGCACCCGCACCAGAGGCUCCCCGGGAAUGUCAGCGGCAGCUUCACGUUGAUGCGGGAGGACCGCAGCUUGGCGCCCAUGAACAGUCUGUAUCCCGCGUACCAUCACAAAGACCCCUGCAUGGGCCAGAGCCUCUCCCCGCUGUCUGGUUCUGGACUGGCCAGCAUACACACGUCUCAGGCGGGCAUCCCUCCGUACGCUCACCCCGGCGCCGCCAUGCCCGGAGAGAAGAUGCUUACGCCCAGCGGGUUCGAGGCUCACCAUCCGGCCAUGCUCAGCAGACACGCCGAGCAGCACAUGACCUCCUCCGCCGGGAUGGUGCAAAUCAACGGCCUGCAUCAUCACCCGCACGCCCACCUCGGAGCGCAGGGCCACGGCCAGGUGCUGGGUAGCAACCGGGAACAGGCCUCCGGGCCUGGGCACCAAGGUGGCGGCGGAGGAGGUGGAGGAGGAGGAGGCGGCGGUGGUGGUGGCGGUGGUGUUUCUGGGGGGCAGAUGGAGGAGGUGAAUACCAAAGAAGUCGCGCAGAGGAUCACCACGGAGCUGAAGCGCUACAGCAUCCCUCAAGCCAUCUUUGCUCAGCGGGUCCUGUGCAGGUCUCAGGGGACCCUGUCCGACCUGCUGAGGAACCCCAAGCCCUGGUCGAAGCUCAAGUCCGGCAGAGAGACGUUUCGUCGCAUGUGGAAGUGGCUGCAGGAGCCUGAGUUCCAACGCAUGAGCGCGCUCAGGCUCGCAGGUGAGCGAAGCCUCGCGUGCAAGCGCAAGGAGCAGGACCACGGCCGAAGCGAGCGAGGGAACGUGACCAAGAAGCCCCGGCUGGUGUUCACGGACGUGCAGCGGCGGACGCUCCACGCCAUCUUCAAGGAGAACAAGCGUCCGUCCAAGGAGCUGCAGCUCACCAUCGCCCAGCAGCUGGGCCUCGAGCUGGCCACGGUCAGCAACUUCUUUAUGAACGCUCGGCGCCGGAGCCUGGACAAGUGGGUGGACGACGGCUCCGGUCACGUGGCCAACUCGGGGCCCAAUGUCUGCACCAAAGCCUGAAGUCGGACUGAACCUGACCAACUCAUGGACUGACUCAACCUCGGUGGAAAAGCUUUAAAAAAAAAAAAAACACUUCUGAGAAACAAAGAAAACUUAAAAGACCUUGAAGCAACAUUUUGCCCUUAAACCUGUACUAUAUUGAUAUUUAUAGUAUCCAAAGAUGAAAAGCAAACCAAAGACUUCUUGUUUGACCUGCUUUACGAUGUUUGUUUCAGCGACACAGUUUUUGUGUAACAUACUGCAAAAAGACUUUACUCUCUUUCACACACACACAAACAUGCAGACGCACUCACAAAUACACAUACACACCCAGGUCUCUAGCUUUAUUACACUCCCCUUCACCUCCCUACUGUGUAUCAGUCUAUCAUUUGCCAUCCUUAUCUCUAAUCUGAUUGGUUGGUUUUAAUGAUGGGUCCCUAAGAGGAGGUCUAAUCAGCCUAUCGGCAGUCUGGUCUGCAGGUGUCCAGAGCCUGAGAAAAAAAAGUUAAAAAAAAAAAAAAAAAAAAACAUGGAUGAAUGUGGAGUUCCAGCGGGAUUGGCCAAUCAACUUUAAAAAGAAAGAACAUUUUCAUCCUGCGGGGGAGCGACCCGGAUUGUUCUGCAACCUUGUUUGGACCAGUGACGUGGACUGUAUGUCUGUCUGUCUGUCAGUCUGUGCGAGUCGUCUGUAGUUCUGUCGAGCAUUCCAGACAGACGGGCGGGCAAAGAAAUGUCCUUUCGUAGACUGCUAACCCAAACCCAAACAGCCUGAACCAAACCAAAAAGGAGAAGAAGAAAAAAAUGGAGCUCGGCCCAUUCAGUGGUGCUUUCUUCCAACAUGCUGAUGCGUUCAGUCGGGAAAAUAAAAGAAACCAAUCGGGGUCAAGCUUCUCGUGCCGCGCAGGAACGAAACCUACAAAGACCAAAGAACAUAUUUAUUCAAAAUGUAGGUAUGGGCAAUUAGGAUAUUUUCUUGAUAUGAUAACAUUAAGUUUCAAAGUGUCAUUUUAUUUGCAACAAAAUUAAAUCAAAUAUUUAUUUCCAGAUUCAACGGUUUUUACUAAGUA
This is a messenger RNA of Poecilia reticulata (guppy), 4872 nucleotides long. Lineage: Eukaryota; Metazoa; Chordata; Actinopteri; Cyprinodontiformes; Poeciliidae. The record is from RefSeq and is a predicted model, not a curated record.